AUGCUGGGAGUUUUAGAAAUUACCCCGGUAUUACUACUGGGCCUCUACACAUCACUAUGCCUUGGGGAGACCCUCCAUUUCUACACCAAUGAAGAAGAAGCUCUUGGAACCAUAAUUUCUGUUCUAUCACAUCAUCCUAUGUUCAACUCCAGUGAAGGUCCUGCUACUAAUUUCCGUGUUAUGAAGCAGCUCAACAGUACCUUCAUCCAGGUGCGAGAGAGUGAUGGGCAACUGAGCAUCAAGGAAAGGGUAGACCGGGAGCAGAUCUGCAGGAGGUCUCCAAAUUGUGUUCUUGCUCUGGACCUCUUCAGUUUUUCGAAGGAUGCCUUCAAACUCAUUACUGUGAAAGUUGAGGUGAGAGACAUUAAUGAUAAUACCCCCCAUUUCCCCAGUCCUGAAAUGCAUGUGGAUGUUUCUGAAGCAGCUGCAUUGGGUACAAGAAUCCCAUUGCAGAUAGCAGUGGAUGAAGAUAUAGGUCUCAAUUCUGUCCAGGACUAUCUAAUCUUAGGUAAUAGUCACUUUGGCCUUGAUGUACAGACCAGGGCGGAUGGACUAAAAUACGCCGACUUAAUUCUGAUGAAGGAGCUUGAUAGAGAAAGUCAGGCUGUCUACAGGCUGGACCUGAUGGCUAGUGAUGGAGGAAGCCCUCCACUUUCCGGCAGUACAACCGUGAUUGUUCGUGUUCUGGACUUCAAUGACAAUAGUCCAACCUUCCAGAAGAGUUCUGUCACCGUAGAUUUGUUGGAGAAUGCUCCUACAGGCCAUCUUGUAGUUGAUUUAAGUGCAACUGACACAGAUGAAGGUGCAAAUGGAGAAAUUGUGUACGGUUUUACUGCUCAAGUGUCUCAAGAGGUACAUGAACGCUUUAAAAUUGAUCCAAAAUCAGGUGGUGUCAUAUUGAAAAGUGAAGUUGACUUUGAAACUAAACAUUUGUAUGAAUUUGAUGUCCAAGCCCAGGAUCUUGGGCCUAACCCAUUAACAGCAACUUGUAAAGUCACUGUGAACAUUAUAGAUGUCAACGAUAAUGCUCCAGCCAUUACUGUGACUCCCUUGACUUCCUUUGACCAUGGAGUUGCUUAUAUCACAGAGGCAGCUGCUAAAGACACUUUAAUUGCAUUGAUCAGCACCUCAGAUAGAGACUCGGGCCUAAACGGCAAAGUCCACAUAACCCUUUAUGGACAAGAUCACUUCAAGCUGCAGCAAGCCAAUAAGGAUAGCUUCAUGAUAGUCACCACCUCACUUCUAGACCGGGAAACCAUAGCUGAAUACAACCUCACCCUGGUGGUCGAAGAUAUGGGCGUUCCAUCAAUGAAGACAAUCAAAAAGUAUACCAUCAGAUUGACCGAUGAAAAUGAUAACGCUCCUUUCUUCAAAAAAACUAUAUAUGAAGUGUCCUUUCCAGAAAAUAAUGCCCCUGGAGUUUAUAUUACUACAGUAUCUGCUGGAGACCCUGAUGCUGGUCACAACGGCAAAGUAUCUUAUAGACUCUUGGAUGCAAAAAUAAUGGGACAGUCCUUGUCCACUUUUGUGGUUGUUGAUGUUGACUCAGGGGUUCUACGGGCAGUACGGUCUUUGGACUAUGAGAAGCUUAAAGAACUCAACCUUGAUAUUGAGGCCUAUGAUCAUGGAGUUCCCAAGCAUUCGACACGUACUCAAAUGAAGAUUAAGAUAACUGAUGAAAAUGACAACUAUCCAACGAUAAUCUCUCCUCUACUCGAAAACGGAGCAGCAGAUAUCCUGCUGCCGGUCAAAGCGCCACAAAAUUACUUGGUAUUUCGGGUGAAGGCCACAGAUGCAGAUGAUGGAGCAAACUCUCAGUUGUCCUACACUCUACAGGAUAAGCAUAAGCUAUUUACAAUGAAGAGAGACACUGGGGAGGUCUACCUACGUAGAAGAAUCAACCCAGUACAAGAUAAAGAUCUCAGUAUAGUAGUGGCUGUAGCAGACAAUGGUAGACCAUCGCUGUAUUGCAAUGCAACCAUAAGAUUCACACUUACUGAUAUUACUCCAUCAAACAUGGAGAUAGUCAUGCACCCAUCUGAGGAGGAACAGCAUCAACUAGACCUAUCCAUAAUCUUCAUUUCGGUGUUAUCAGGAGGUUGUAGUUUACUUCUGGUGGCCAUUUUGUUAGUUGCCUGUUCCUGCAAACGAAGAUCUGAUCAGUCUAAGCAACAAUCCACAGGGAGCGCUGUAGAAACAAAAGAACGACUACUCAACACUACCGCCCAGUUUAAGGAACGUCCCUCAUCUUCUCCCGAGUCCUGUCAGCAGUCCCUCGAUACAGAGACUGAGAACCUCAGUGUGUCCUCCACUAGGGAACAGUGCGGAGAACUCCACUCAGCUUCAUCCAGCUCGGUUUCAGCUCCUUCGUGUACGUCUGAUUGGCAACAGGACAGAUUGUCGGACGGUGUGAGGAGUUCCCAUCCAGAGACCGUAAAGGAAGGUGACAAUGACGUCAACAACAGCACCCCCGACACCAGCGGGGAAGGUGUGAGGAAGGGAAGUGGACAGCCCACCCAGGAACAAACAGUCUUGUCCUAG
Bufo bufo (common toad) is the source of this 2541-nucleotide messenger RNA. Its product is annotated as protocadherin-8-like. Gene Ontology annotation, biological process: homophilic cell-cell adhesion. Bases 1 to 2541 code for a protein of 846 amino acids. The transcript is spliced from 4 exons. Gene Ontology annotation, cellular component: plasma membrane. NCBI's taxonomy places the organism in Eukaryota, Metazoa, Chordata, Amphibia, Anura, Bufonidae. Gene Ontology annotation, molecular function: calcium ion binding. The record is from RefSeq and is a predicted model, not a curated record.